CUUUCUUUUGACAUUUCUCUACAGCGAAGUAAAAUAUUUUGUUUACCUUUGAAGCAAAGAAAACUUUCUGCGUGAAAUUGAACAUUUUAUACAUUUUCUCCUAUUUUUAACUAAUACCUGUGAUUGAUUGUGACCAAAUAGAUUGUGUUACAUUGUUUAUAAACGAUUCAUCUGCAGCAUGGAUGCACUGAGCGUGAUCGAAAAGCGAAUCGACAACCUUAAUCAACUGCUCGGUCCACUGCCAACCGACGAAAGCCAGUCGGAAAACUUAACCGAUGCCAUUCUGUCCGCCUCAUCGUUCCUUCCGUCGGCGAGCACCGGCCAUCUAGCGGACGGUGCCGCCCGUGGUGCAAUACUGGAAACGUUCAAGCGUAAGGACGAACUGGAAGCUUACCUCGAUCCGGCAUACCUGGAGGAAAAGCAGGACAUCAAGGCGAAGGAAAUGUACAUCAACACGAUAGCGAACGAUCUGGCCGGCACAUUCGAAACGCUGCAAAAGAUCAAAUCGCUCGAACCUACGCUCGGGGCCGAAUACUUUCGCAAUCUGCCCGACGUUAGUGAGCAGCUGAAAACGAUGACCACGACGGCGGGCGAACAGAAGCAGGCAAACGAACUGCUCGAGGAAAGUCUCGUCAUAGCGAUGCAACGUUACAGCGAGAUUCAGAGCGGGAUAAAGGAUUCGCUUAAAGCCAUGACCGAUCGGUUGGAUCAGCUGGAGGAGCGGCUAGUGCAGAAGAAAAAGCAGGAUAAGGAUAUUUAAGUAUAGGACACGCAUAAAUGGGGGCACACGAGUGUUGUACACUUAACAUUCGAUUGCUUUGUGCGCUGCUUGCAAUGAAAACGUUAAACGAUCGCUUAAUAUAAUAUACUAUUCAAACAAGGCGAGACGU
Messenger RNA from Anopheles stephensi (Asian malaria mosquito), 890 nucleotides. RefSeq lists its product as uncharacterized. Lineage: Eukaryota; Metazoa; Arthropoda; Insecta; Diptera; Culicidae. Gene Ontology annotation, biological process: cytoskeleton-dependent cytokinesis. The record is from RefSeq and is a predicted model, not a curated record. Gene Ontology annotation, cellular component: dynactin complex. Bases 179 to 760 code for a protein of 193 amino acids. The transcript is spliced from 2 exons.